ACCAAGCUGUCGCUUUCCCCCCUCACUGUGGCCGCCGGAGUCCCCAAUGCCGCCGUCGGCCGCCGCGGCCAGGCACCCAAGGGUGCUGCUGCCCUUCACCUCCGACACCCUGCGCAUCCCCGACGAGCUCGCCGCGGAGGUCGGCAGCGAUGAGGCCCUCGUCGUCGGCCCCACCGGCGGAAAGGCCAAGCCUUGGCGCGUCGAGGUCGGGUGGGACGGCGAUGGCGCGUUCCUGGGCCGUGGGUGGCCAGGGUUCGCGGCCGCGUGCGGCGUCGCCCCGAGGUGGCUCCUCGUCCUCCGCCACCGCGGCCACGGCGUGCUCUCGGUCAAGGGAUUCGACGCCGACAGCUGCCUCCUCAGGGAGCACGGCGCGCGGCCGCCACCACCAUCAGCAGCAGUUGAAGCAACCACGGGCAGCCAGGACACUGCCCGUAAGCUGCAGUUCCUCAGAGUGCUUCCAAAAGAUUUCAUGGAAAAGAUGCUAAUACCUGCUAAAAUUGUGCAAUACAUCCCCAAAGAGCAUUUGGACUACCGUAAGGCCAUUGUUUCUGGCCCCCUUGGCAAAGUUUCUCCCAUCGAGCUCGAGAUGAAUCAGUCAGGAGUGUUCUUCAGAGGUGGCUGGUCACAGUUUCUAGUGCUUCCUGGCAUCACUGAAGAUAGUUCUUUGCUGUUGAGGUAUGAGGGCAACAUGGUGUUUACAGUCAAGGUCUUUGAGGCAGACGGACACCAGAGAGAGUCUAAACAUAAGGACAUUGGAACGCAACAAGUAUCAACAUUACCAGAUAUUCGAGAGCGGCAGGAAGAAUCAUCUGUUUCCAUUCAGAAGCGUUGCAACAGUAAUUGGCUUAACAGCGGUGGACAAAAGAUGCAAAAAGGUCCCAUUACUCGUCUAAAGAAGGCACCAUUAUGGAGGAAAUCUGUCUUCAAGAUUGGGCCGCCAUCAUGGAUAAAGAAGGAGAUAAAUGCCAACUCACUUAAAAGGGAACUUGCUUUGUCAGCAGCUUUCUGUGGUGCAAUUGGGCUGCCGGAACAUUGCACGAUCACGCUCAAGACCUCAAUGAGCAGUACCGAAUCCUGGCAGGUGCUUGCUCUCCCAUCGAAGAAGGGGAGCUACCAGCUUAGGAAUGGUUGGAUGAGGUUCUGCAAGGAGAACAGCCUCAAGAUAGGAGACAUCUGCACCUUCAAUGUCAUCGAGAUGUGCUACUCGGAUAAUCGUAGUAAUUCUAGAACUAAUACCUGCAACAAACCCCGACUUCCGGGAGGGGCGCAUUUAUUAGAUAAAAGGCUGACGCGGGCUCUGCUUGCUGAAGCCCAGGCAGGCGAGCUUCGCCAGGCACCCGCCCCCGCUGCCUCGGUCAUCAUCGGCGGCGCGGGCCUCGCGGGGCUCGCCGCCGCGCAGCAGCUGCUCCGCUUCGGCCUCCGGGUGCUCGUCCUCGAAGGCCGCGUGCGCUCCGGGUGCUGCGCCUACACAACCCGCCUAGGUGGGGACAAGGCCGCCGUCGAGCUCGGCGACAGCAUUAUCACCGAAAUCCAUGCAAACCCGCUCGGCGUGCUCUCGCAGCAGCUUAGCAUCCCACUGCACAAGGUGCUGGACCGCUGCCCGCUCUAA
Messenger RNA from Panicum virgatum (switchgrass), 1609 nucleotides. Its product is annotated as putative B3 domain-containing protein Os04g0347400. The record is from RefSeq and is a predicted model, not a curated record. The transcript is spliced from 7 exons. NCBI's taxonomy places the organism in Eukaryota, Viridiplantae, Streptophyta, Magnoliopsida, Poales, Poaceae. The coding region runs from base 47 to 1609 and encodes 520 amino acids. Gene Ontology annotation, molecular function: oxidoreductase activity; DNA binding.